AUGGAAUCGGUUUCUCAGCGUUGGAUGGACUCCUAUAUUGAGAAAUCUUCCGAACUUAUCAAAGAUACAAAUCCUUUACCAAAUGAAACAGAUAAAGGCGUAGAAAUAAACCACGCCUUUUGUGAUUCCAUGGUGAAAUGGGUAUGGGAAGAAGUUAUUCCGUUUCGGUAUAGCCAUAAAUUUAGAAAUGCCUUAGCUGCACACCGGCGGCGACAUAUGGCAGUCUCCACAGGGAAUCCAGAGGUUGAUCAAAAGUAUAUUAUUUGGUCACUUAGUGGUGGAUUGGGAAACCGCGUCCAGGCCCUUACCAGUGUGCUGAUGUCUGCUUUACUGUCAGAGCGUGUUCUACUAUUGAAAGACUGGUUUACCCCUUUGAGAUCAUCCAAGUCUCCACCAGUCAGGCCAAUAUUGCUUCCUUUUGCAAAAAAUGUCAAUGAAACAGAAGUUUUUCGCUAUGAGGAUUUAAGAGAACUUUUUUGGUUCUCAAACGGAGAGAGUACUCCCCGCGCGCCUAAUGAAUUCAUGUUUUGCAGUUUGUUCCCCAUGAUGUCUUUGUCGGAGUUUGAAAGGAUUUAUCCUGACGAAUUUAGGAAUCAUAAUUAUUCCCAUGACAUAGUUCCUUUUAAAAAUGGUCACGCAAAAAUAGAUAUAAGAGCUGGUCAUGACAAAAAUCUGAAACUAUGGAAGCAUUUCGCGUGUGGAGAUCCUUUAAUAGGACGUGGGAUCGAUUUUUUUUCAAGGCAAAGAUUUGUUUACGUCUGGACAAACCAGUAUUUUCUUCCAAUUUUUUAUGUGAACAAACGAACGAGCAGCGUUGUAAAAUCGUGGAUUAAGAAGGACCCCUUUAGGUCAAUGCUCCCUUUAGUUUUCCUUCCAGCUCGACCAGUAAUGUACCGUGUAUUGCGACGCAUGAGGUCUAGCCCCCGCAUUCAAAAUCGAAAAUACGUUGGAUUGCAUAUUCGCUCGUUUAAACAACAGGAUGAAUCUCGUCUUAUUGCCUCUUUCUCCAUUUGUGUGAGGCAGUUCUUGGACAAAGUCACUUUUCCGAAUAUGUUCUUUUUGGCUACCAUGUCCCAAGAGGCAAAGAAUCAUUUUAGCAUUUUACAGUCCACAAGUAAGUCCCGGUUCGUUGUACAAGAAACCAAAGGAAAAAACGAGAAGCAAAGUACUGGGCAGGGAGUUGUUCAGGAAUGGGAAGCUGUGACUGAUGUGGUGUUAUUGUCACUAUCCAGGCAUAUUUUUCUCUCUCCAACUUCCACAUUUGGUUUUCUUGCUGCUGCCGCGGGAGAGAUCGAGGCCAUCACUGUUGUUAGUGAUAGAUAUGUUUCGGGUGGUUUGGGUGAUAGAACUUGUAUGAUGUUGAAUGGGAAUGUGGUCACAGAGCCGUGUUUUACAUCAUGGUUUAGACUAGAUUCGAUUGGCAGUCGCCGCCAUCACAUCGGGUGUGAGAUGGAUUUUUUACCCUCUUGGUCAUUAGAAUGUGGAACGAGGAAGUGA
Trypanosoma grayi is the source of this 1497-nucleotide messenger RNA. RefSeq lists its product as hypothetical. Gene Ontology annotation, molecular function: galactoside 2-alpha-L-fucosyltransferase activity. Lineage: Eukaryota; Euglenozoa; Kinetoplastea; Trypanosomatida; Trypanosomatidae. The record is from RefSeq and is a predicted model, not a curated record. The transcript has a single exon. The coding region runs from base 1 to 1497 and encodes 498 amino acids. Gene Ontology annotation, biological process: cell wall biogenesis. Gene Ontology annotation, cellular component: membrane.